Molecule: messenger RNA, 771 nt
Organism: Alternaria ethzedia
Lineage: Eukaryota; Fungi; Ascomycota; Dothideomycetes; Pleosporales; Pleosporaceae
Exons: 1
Coding region: 1-771 (256 amino acids)
Molecular function (GO): oxidoreductase activity
Source: RefSeq, a predicted model, not a curated record
AUGGACAUGCUGAUCACCUGGAAGUUCAAAGGCGGACAAUCAAGCUUCGCAAUCGAAUUCUUCGAGGAAGCGCUCCUGACCAAGCGUCUCGCGUACGCUUUCAGAAGCCCAGUCGAGCACAUCAAGGACACAGGCCUCAAAGUCGAAGUCACUACACGCGAUGGACGCCAGUACCACGCAGCGCGGUUAAUCUCAGCUUUGCCUUUGAACGUCUUAGGCGACGUGACUUUCGAUCCCACCCUUAGUACUGGAAAAAGAAAGGCUACUGCGAUAGGUCAUGUCAAUCAGACCGUCAAGGUCCAUGCAGAGGUUGCGAACAAAGAUCUCCGCUCCUGGGCAGGCGUUACAUAUCCGCACAACCAGCUCAUGUAUGCCAUUGGGGAUGGCACAACACCCGCAGGCAACACACAUAUCGUCUGCUUUGGCGGCAGCAACAAACACAUCAACCCUGAGGGCGACAUCGACGCAACUAAGCGUGCAGUCACAAACAUGUUUGUGCAACAAAAAGACGAGCCUAAGAUUGAGAGACUAGUAUUCCAGAACUGGUCGAAAGAUGAGUUCGCGAAGGGCGCGUGGUUCUUUUCAUCACCUGGGUUCCUUGCAAAACACCUGGAUCAUAUGCGUCAGAGGCAUGGGAAUGUGCUGUUUGCUAACUCGGAUUGGGCACUUGGCUGGAGGAGCUUUAUCGACGGUGCGAUUGAGGAAGGCACAAGGGUUGCUUUCGAAGUGCGGAGAGAGUUGACAGAGCUCCGCGAGGCGAAGACUACCUAG